Gryllus bimaculatus (two-spotted cricket) is the source of this 504-nucleotide messenger RNA. Lineage: Eukaryota; Metazoa; Arthropoda; Insecta; Orthoptera; Gryllidae. The record is from the annotation of a GenBank genome assembly.
GUUUAUUUUUAUAGAUCUGUUGUGAACAGAUAUAAUAUUGGAGCCGGUGAGGCGCCGCUGCCACAGCCGCAGUCGCCCGAGGAGUUGGCGGCCCUGCCGCCGCCCACCACGCCCACCUCCUCGGCCGGCGCCCACGACGACGAGCGCAUGUCCUCCUCCGUCGCCUCCGCCGCCUCCGAACAAAAAAACCGUUUCCUUUCAAUAUUACGCUUUUUCGUAAGUGGACUAUGCAACUUCCUUGAACCUGUGCCUUUCAGUGUGUGUUUCCUAGUGGUGAGUAAAGUUAAUUUUCUAAAAAGUGUUCUUUGGACAAAGACUGGAAAUGGCUACUGGAUAUUACAUAUUGAAGUUGAACUGCAAUUAUUUGAGUACGAGACUGCGAGUUGUUAUUACUGGAUGUUUUGGGGGAUGUACAAAAGCUGUCCUGUUCUCUUGCAGAUAAUAACUCAAAACUACGGAAUGAUAAAUAUUUUAGCAGUCUACUUCCACAGAUGUGUAUUUUAG